Molecule: messenger RNA, 588 nt
Organism: Paramecium pentaurelia
Lineage: Eukaryota; Ciliophora; Oligohymenophorea; Peniculida; Parameciidae
Source: the annotation of a GenBank genome assembly
AUGCAUAAUUAAACUUAUUUCAAGAAGCAAAGAAAGCAUUCACUGCCAUUUGAGAACCAAUCACCAACAAUUAGAUGGUCAUACUAAUACUGUCUACUCAGUCUGUUACUCUCCUGAUGGAAAUACAUUAGCUUCUGGUAGUAGUGACAAAUCUAUCCGUCUAUGGGAUGUCAAAACAGGAUAAUAAAAAGACAAAUUAGACGAUCAUACUAAUGCUGUCUACUCAGUCUGUUUCUCUCCUGAUGAAAAUAAAUUAGCAUCUGGUAGUAGUGAUAAGUCUAUCUAUAUAUGGGAUGUAAAAUAAGGAUAAAAAAUUUAAUCCACCGAUAAACACUACAAAGAUCUUUUAAAAUAAUUUUAGAUUCCACUACAAUAACAUAACCAUAUUUUCGAAGGUAGUAUUUAUCAUCUAUUUUAUUUUUAGCUUCAAAUUACAUGACUACCCUUCUUAUUUCCAAGAAGGCAAUGUUUCAAGUUAAAGGAGCUUUAAUUCUGAAAGGACAAUUUAUGAAUCAAUCAGGGUUUGAUUUAAAGACAUUAUUUAAACAAAAAGGAAGUUUCAUUUUAGAAGAUUUUAAAUAACAGUGA